Chanos chanos (milkfish) is the source of this 1931-nucleotide messenger RNA. RefSeq names its product histone acetyltransferase KAT5. The transcript is spliced from 15 exons. Gene Ontology annotation, cellular component: NuA4 histone acetyltransferase complex. Lineage: Eukaryota; Metazoa; Chordata; Actinopteri; Gonorynchiformes; Chanidae. The record is from RefSeq and is a predicted model, not a curated record. Bases 1 to 1617 code for a protein of 538 amino acids. Gene Ontology annotation, biological process: regulation of DNA-templated transcription; double-strand break repair via homologous recombination. Gene Ontology annotation, molecular function: histone H4K16 acetyltransferase activity.
AUGGCGGACAAUACGGUCGAUAUUGUCGAGGGGUGUCGGCUCCCAGUGCUCCGGAAAAAUCAGGAAAACGAAGACGAAUGGCCCUUGGCUGAAAUCCUCAGUGUGAAAGACGUCCCGGGGAAAAAAGUCUACUAUGUCCACUACAUUGACUUCAACAAGCGUUUGGAUGAAUGGGUGACCCCAGACAGACUAGACAUGAAAAAGAUUCAGUUUCCCAAGAAAGAAGCAAAGACGCCCUCUAAGAAUGGUCUGCCGGGAUCUCGGCCUAGUUCCCCUGACAGGGAUGUGAGGAAGAGUCUAGAUCUCAACCUUCAGUCUGCUUCUGCACCUUCCAGAGGCAAAACCCUCCCCACACCGAGGAGGAAAGCAGAGUCCGUCUCCCUGGCGACUCAGGUUUCCCCGGCGACACCGGUGCCUUCUCUCUCCAGCUCUGCAGAAGCCCCUCAGGCUUCUCUUUACCCCUCUGUGAGGGACACCACCACAUUUAACCUCAGUGUCAGCAGAGAAGAUCCCCAGCAUUCCCACACCACAAAUGGCACAGCUCGACGUCUUGUACCCUCCCAGCCGGGCAGAAAGAGAAAGCACUGCGGGGGACCCGAGGAGAUGAUAAAGGUUUUCCAGUUAAACAGCCAUCGAAGCCCCACUGCCCCUGUGCAGCCUGGAGAGGAUUCCCAGGACAGCUCGGACGGGAUUCCCUCCGCCCCGCGCAUGACGGGCAGCUUGGUUUCGGACCGUAGCCACGAUGACAUAGUGACGCGGAUGAAGAACAUAAGCUGCAUCGAGCUGGGUCGUCACCGGCUGAAGCCCUGGUACUUCUCACCCUACCCCCAGGAACUGACCUCCCUCCCCAUACUUUACCUGUGCGAGUUCUGCCUCAAGUACCUCAAGAGCCUCAAGUGUCUACAGAGGCAUCUGACAAAGUGUAACCUGCGGCAUCCGCCGGGUAAUGAGAUCUACCGCAAAGGAACCAUCUCAUUUUUUGAAAUCGACGGCAGGAAAAACAAGAUGUACUCCCAGAAUCUGUGUUUGUUGGCCAAGUGUUUCCUGGAUCAUAAGACCCUGUACUAUGACACAGACCCCUUCCUCUUCUACGUUAUGACAGAAUACGACCCCAAAGGCUUCCACAUCGUCGGCUACUUCUCUAAGGAGAAAGAGUCAACAGAAGAUUAUAAUGUGGCCUGUAUUCUAACACUGCCACCGUAUCAAAGGAGAGGCUAUGGCAAAUUACUCAUUGAGUUUAGUUAUGAGCUGUCGAAGGUGGAGGGGAAGACGGGCACCCCCGAGAAGCCUCUGUCUGACCUCGGCUUGCUCUCCUACCGUUCCUACUGGUCCCAGACCAUCCUGGAGAUCCUCAUGGACCUGAAAUCCGAGAAUGGAGAACAGCCUCAGAUCACCAUCAAUGAUAUUAGUGAAAUAACCAGCGUGAAGAAAGAGGACGUCAUAUCAACUCUUCAGUACCUCAAUCUCAUCAAUUAUUACAAGGGUCAGUACAUUCUCACGCUGUCCGAGGACAUAGUGGACGGCCACGAAAAAGCGAUGCAAAAGCGACGGUUGCGCAUAGACCCCAAAUGCCUCCAUUUCACACCCAAAGACUGGAGCAAGAGGGGCAAGUGGUAGAGACCGGUCUACCGCCUCCGGUCUACCGCCUGACCACCGGGUCCCGUUUCCACGACUCUUGUCGCCGACGGUGACGGACCGGGUCUUCCACGCAGGAGACCAAGUUAAGAUGUUAAGUAUCGGCAGAUGUCAUAAUCAGAUGUUAUUCAAGAUUCAGAAAUCUCUGAAGUUUGUGUUUGCUCAGUGAUUUUUAAACACCGUGUUCAAUGUAGCAUCCUUUAUGCCUGUAGUAUAUUAAUACAAUACAACAAAAAAAAAAAACGUGCCUCCUUUCAGGAUAGGUCAAGUUUUGGUAGUGUUUGUUUCCCCCUCCC